AUGACACAAACACCAUUAUUAUUCCACAUUAGAGAUUAUAGAGGUGCAACAAUCGAAGAUUUAAAUAUCCCACCGGCAAUAUCUGUUACACCAUCAACUUCAUUAUUUGAAGCAAUUGAAAUUGCUUAUGAGAAUGAAUUUACUUAUUUACCUGUUAUACAUGAAGUCAAUAAAAGAUUAUUAGGAGUAUUAAAUGUCGAUACUUUAACUAUUGAUAGAAUAAAAAGAAGUUUCUUAAAACCAAUUGUUAAGAAUUAUAUGCUUUGGUUUAAUCAAAAUGCAAGAGAAAAGUAUCAACAAGAACAUCAGGAGGGUAAGCAAGAACCAGGAGCUGCUAAACGGUCUAUCAAGACAACUAUUUUAAAACCAAAGACUCCCAAGGGUAAAAGAUAUCAAAUAUUGACACCAUUAACUCCUUUGGAAGAAUUAGCUGAAUUCUUUAAUACUGGUACUUAUUUUGCUAUAAUAACUAAUGGACAAGGCAAUUUUGUAUAUGGAGUUGCAACUCCUCAAGAUUUAAUGAAAUAUGAAAACGCCCGUCCUAAGUUGUAG
Messenger RNA from Hemisphaericaspora subhashii, 552 nucleotides. RefSeq lists its product as uncharacterized. The record is from RefSeq and is a predicted model, not a curated record. The coding region runs from base 1 to 552 and encodes 183 amino acids. The transcript has a single exon. NCBI's taxonomy places the organism in Eukaryota, Fungi, Ascomycota, Pichiomycetes, Serinales, Debaryomycetaceae.